CAACAACACUUUCUUGCCACAGAUCUGACAUUUGGAAUUUUGAUUUUUAAAUACAUUUUCGAGGAAAAAAAAAAAAAAAAUAGACACACGUCAAAAUCAGCACAUGAAUCUCAACAAUGGUGACAUACUUCAUGCCGCAAUGCUUGAUGGGAGUCAUGAGUUUUAUAGUGGCUCCCAGAAUGCACAGAUUCAUAUGCUGAUUCUUGAUGUCUAAAUGUUUCUCCAUUUAAAAAAAAAAAAUAGUUAUUUAAAAAACAAAAAAAAAACACCUUUUAAGAAAUGGUGCAUCAUUUCAGACACACACCCUGGAUGGGCGGACAGAUGGGAGGAUGGAUGGAUAAUUGAAUGAAUGAUGUGUUGGUGGAUGGAUUGAGGAUUAGUGGAUGAAUUUAUGUAUGGAUGUAUGGAUGGAUGGAUGGAUGUAUGAAUGGAUGGACGGAUUGAUGAUUGGUGGAUGGAUGGAUGAAUGGAUGGAUGGAUGCAUGGGUGGAUGAAUGGAUGGGUUGAUGGAUGGCGCAGGAACAUGUAAUUGCAAAAGAAUAAGGCAAAAAUAUGUUGGAUGGAAGGAUGAAUGGAUGAUGGCCAGACUUUACCUUUAGUGCUCUGAAGAGUUUUUUUUUUUUUUUUUUUUUUCAAACUAUACUUCUGUCACAGUUGUGUUUACUUAUAGGGAAGUGUAACUCUACACACACACACACACACACAGAAUACCUAUCCAUUAUAUAUUUAGUGUGAGAACAGGUAGUGGGAGUCGAGGUUGAAGCAGGCAGUCAUGAGAACCGUCACCUCCAUCAGUUUCUCAGCAGUGCUUGGUCUUUCAGUGCUGUGGCUGAUGGAGAACUCACUGGCUCUUACCGUCACUGGAUCUGUGGGAAGCAACAUCUCAGUCACCUGCAGAUAUCCUGAAACGUACGAGAAUAACAGCAAGUACUUCUGCCAGAUGAGCGAUUCAUUUGCUCAGAGAGAUCCUCAGUGUGUUCAGACGACCCGGAGAGAGACGAGGUCUGAACGAGGGAGACUGACUCUUCUGGACAACACCAGCUCUCAUGUUCUCACAGCUCUCGUCUCUAGACUGGCUCCAGAAGACUCUGGAAAGUACUGGUGUGGUGUAGAUAUCAGUCUGCUGCCUGAUUUCACCUCCGAGAUCUGGUUAACAGUCACCAAAGGGGAUCCCCAAGAACAAACCAAAAACCACUUCCUGGAAGAACCUGGCGAGUCUAACUCCAGGUUCAUGAUGAUGGUGGCUUCGAUGUGUGUUUUCGCUCUGUUUUUCGUGUGUGUGUUUGGUCUGUUUCAAGUCCUCAAGCACAACAGCCGCAGUAACUCAGGUUCUGUUCUCCACCGCACCAGAACAACAUCAAACUCAAUGCCGGAUGGACACCAAAGAAUAAAUCAUCCAGACUCAUUCAAAGAUCAAAGUGAUAAAGAGGAAUUUUACAGACCCACAAACCCAGAUUAUACAAACACAGAGCCGGUCGACACAGAUUCCUACUACAUAGAUGUAGUUUCAGCACAAACACAAGAUCAGAUCUACACAGAACUGGACACCAGUAGACAGAGUCACGUGUAUCAGAGUCUUACAGCAGAUUCUGUUGAAGAGGCCAUCUAUCAGACUAUUGAUCAAACAACUGACUCAACACUGAAGCCUCAUCAACAGCCAUCUUGAGAUGGUAUUUUACUUAUUAAAUAAAAUACAGAAA
Molecule: messenger RNA, 1700 nt
Organism: Ctenopharyngodon idella (grass carp)
Lineage: Eukaryota; Metazoa; Chordata; Actinopteri; Cypriniformes; Xenocyprididae
Exons: 6
Coding region: 773-1666 (297 amino acids)
Source: RefSeq, a predicted model, not a curated record